This is a messenger RNA of Arabis nemorensis, 771 nucleotides long. NCBI's taxonomy places the organism in Eukaryota, Viridiplantae, Streptophyta, Magnoliopsida, Brassicales, Brassicaceae. The record is from the annotation of a GenBank genome assembly.
AUGUCGAAUUCGACAGGUCCAGGCGAAACCCUAGAAAAUGAGAAUGAGAAUGAAAGGGAUGACAAAAUCUCAAACGUGAACCAGCGAACGGAGCCUUGUCAGGAAUGGGAGACCAUGGCUCGAGCUUGGGUCUCCGCCUUCCCCGACGCCAAAGCCGUCGUAAGCGCCACCGAAGUGGAGACUUGGAUUGGCUCCAACUUGGACUCCUUACCGGCUGAUCUCCGCCACAUGCCUCGCUCCGAGCUCGUCGACCGCCUCCUCUCCAUCCAACAUUACAUGAGACCAACUCCCUCACAUCAGAACGAGGCGGAAGAGAAUGAAGCAGACCAGCAUCCAGCUCGGUUCCAGCGGACUGACCAGUGGCUACCAGUGUACUCGUGGUUAGAAUCUUUGGAUCAUGGAGAGUUGGUCAAAUCCAAGGACAUCUCUGAGUGGCUUGAUGCAAAUCCAGAGGUCAAGCAAGAACUCUCUUCUAGGCAUUCUCGCUACCAUUUGACUCAUUAUGUCAAGAAAUGUCAUCUCAAGAUACUUAAAAGGAAGGAGAAGAAGGGAUUAAUCCGCCUGAGCAGAGCAACUGCUAUGGAAGUCCACAAAGAAUUUGGCGACAAACACCCGACUACGCUCUCUGCUGACCCCAUGAGCAACAUACCAAAAGACAGUGACCUCUACCGUACCAAACAGAAAGAAGCUAAACGCAGAUUUGAGAUCUUGGUUGAGCUCGAGAAGAGACUCGCUCCGCAUUUCUCAAGGCCUCGGAUAGUGAACAGGUGA